This is a messenger RNA of Cooperia oncophora, 1344 nucleotides long. The record is from the annotation of a GenBank genome assembly. Lineage: Eukaryota; Metazoa; Nematoda; Chromadorea; Rhabditida; Trichostrongylidae.
AUGCAUGGACUUGAACCACAGACGAUUGAAUCGUUGAAAUUGUUGCUGAAGAGGAAAACGCCCUUCGUUGUUGCUUUAAAUAAGAUUGAUCGAUUGUAUGGAUACGAAUCGAAUCCACGUAAGGACGUUUACCAACAUUUGAAAUCGCAACCACAAAAUACGCAGCUUGAAUUCAAAGAACGUUAUGAUAAGAUUGUUGGAGAAUUUGCUGAACAGGCUCUCAACGUCUGCUUGUCAAAUCAGAAUAAGAAUCUUGAUGAGUACAUCAGUAUGAUUCCCACGUCUGCCUACAUGGGAGACGGAAUUGGAAACCUGAUGGCUUACAUUGUGGGAACGGCACAGAAGUAUCAUGCCGAUAAACUGGCGUAUAGUGAGGAACUGGAUGCGACCGUCAUGGAAGUGAAAGCAAUUCCUGGACUGGGAACAACAAUUGAUGUGAUUCUUGUCAAUGGGCGCCUGAGAGUGGGCGACAUUAUUGUUGUCACGGGCACUGAAGGUGCAAUAAUGACACCUAUUCGAGAGCUAUUGAUGCCGCAGCCGCUUAGGGAACUUCGAGUCAAGAAUGAGUACGGGCAUUAUAAAGAGAUCCAAGGAGCACAGGGAGUCAAAGUUCUAGCAAAAGGUCUAGAAAAGUGCUUGGCAGGUCUUCCAUUGUUUGUAGCUCAUAAGGAAGAUGAAAUUGACUUCCUCAAAAACGAGGCUGAACUGCAACUAAGUCGAGCUCUCACGUCUAUCAAGAAGAAGCCAGAAGGAGUUUAUGUAGAAGCAAGUAUCCGGUAUGCAUGUAUUCUGGCAUUCGAUGUGAAGGUGGAACGAGAAGCCCAGUUGUUUGCUGAUCAUGAAAGAGUGAAGAUUUUCCAGGCGGAUAUUAUUUAUCAUUUGGAAGAUAACUUCCUCAAAUACAGAGAAGAACUGCGACUGAAAGCACGUAAAGAAAAUGAACACCUGGCAAUCUUCCCGUGCAAAUUGCGUAUUCUUCCACAACAUGUUUUCAAUGCCCGUAAUCCCAUUGUAUGUGGAGUAAAUGUUGACGCUGGUCAACUCAAGAGAGGAACUCCAAUUUGUGUGCCGAGCAAAGAAUGUAUUUUCCUUGGUGCUGUUGCAUCAAUAGAGAGGAAUCACGAGGAAGUACAAAUGGCCAAGGCAGGCGAUGAGGUGUGCAUUAAAAUCGAAAAUACUACUGGUGAGGCGCCAAAAUUGUACGGACGGCAUUUCCACCCGAAGACAUACUUGUUAAUUACUCGUGAAUCGAUUGAUGCUUGUAAGACGUACUUUCGAGAUGAUCUCAGUCGCAAUGAUUGGCAGUUAGUCGUAGAACUGAAAAAGCUUCUAGACAUAAUGUAA